Kwoniella botswanensis is the source of this 1851-nucleotide messenger RNA. RefSeq lists its product as uncharacterized. Lineage: Eukaryota; Fungi; Basidiomycota; Tremellomycetes; Tremellales; Cryptococcaceae. Bases 1 to 1851 code for a protein of 616 amino acids. The transcript is spliced from 10 exons. Gene Ontology annotation, biological process: nucleoside triphosphate metabolic process. The record is from RefSeq and is a predicted model, not a curated record. Gene Ontology annotation, molecular function: nucleoside triphosphate diphosphatase activity; ribonucleoside triphosphate phosphatase activity.
AUGCCUUCUUCACCUUCUCCUACCCUCAGAAACAAAGGUAAACAGAAAACACCCACACCGCUUGUGGAGGAGGGAGGUGGAUCACCAACAUUGAUUACAUCGGGCUCCGAAGACGAUUUGAUAGCACAUCAAAACGAUCCGCUCGGCACGAAGCAAGAUGAAGAUGUCAGUGAUAUUGAUGACAUACCGGAUGAGCAACAAGGUCUGUUGGGGGAGAGGAAUGUACAUAGGAGCAUAAAUCCGCUGGUCGUAGAUGACGGGAAGAGGCGGAAGGGGAGGGUGAAAAUUCUAGGAGUCAAGCUACCCAAACCACUCCUCUACCUCCUAUCCAUCCCCCUAAUCCUACUCCUAUUCACCCUGUUUUCUCCCAGCUCAUCACCCUACCAGUCUAUACCGACCCUAUCUAACGGUACACAUCCAUUCCAUCCUACCGUUCUUCUAAUCUCCCUCGACGGCUUUCGGCCUUCAUACCUCACCUCGCACGUUGAUCUUCUCCCGAAUCUAGUAGGGCUGGCAAAGAGGGACGAUGGGAUCAGAGCACAAUCAAUGAAGCCCGUUUUCCCAACUUUGACAUUCCCUAAUCAUUGGAGCCUCAUGACGGGUUUGCAUCCAGAAUCACAUGGGAUUGUAGCUAAUAACUUUUGGGAUCCAACGUUCGUUGGUGAAGCUAUAACUUUGAGGAAUGAGGGAAAGGAUAGAGGGGACAUGGAAAUGACGGAUAUGGGACUUGGACAUGUGAAGAAUGACAAAAGCAUAGCUGACAUAGAUAAUAUAGAUAGUGUAGACGGUGUAGAUGUUAUAGAGGUGACUGGUUACAAUACGGCAAAGAAAGAUGAAAGUAACGUAGGAGCGCAAUUCGUGUAUACCGAAGAAGAUAAGAGCUGGAAUUCGAAUUGGUGGUGGGGUGAACCCCUCUGGAGUGUCGUGGAGAGAGCUAAGCAAAAAAGUGCCGUUAUCAUGUGGCCUGGUCCUCCCGUCACUUCGAAAGGUAUAUCACCAUCGUACUUUGUACCAUAUCGAAAACUCUCACCUUCCAAAAAAGUCACUCAAAUCUUAUCUUAUCUCGAUCUCGAUAUCAAGGAAAGACCUCAAUUUAUCGCAUCGUAUUUCCCGGAGAUUGAUCAAUCUGGACAUCGUGGUGGUCCAAACUCGAAGGGUGUGAAUGAUAGUCUAUCGUUAUGCGAUGAGAUGAUUGGAGAACUGCUGCAUGGACUGGAAGUGAGAAAUUUGGAUGAAAUUGUGAAUGUGGUCAUCGUUUCUGAUCAUGGCAUGGCGGAGACAAGCAAUGAUAGGAUUAUCUACUUGGACGAUAUAUUAGGUGGACAAGGUGUGGAUGCCAUCGAACAUAAAGAUGGUUGGCCAUCCGUCGGUUUGAGGUUCAAGGAUGGUGUUGACACGCAGUAUUACCUCGAUAUCCUACUUGAAGCUGCUGAAACCUCAAACGAUACUUUUGCGGUAUAUACCCACGAGACCAUGCCUGAAAGAUGGCAUUUCAACCACGGACAUAGAAUCGCACCUAUCUAUGUCGUUCCUACCAUAGGCUGGGCGAUCACUGAUCAUCACGAACAUGAAGUUUUGUUUCAGGGCGAUUAUCAGCCAAAGGGUAAUCAUGGUUAUGACAACUUGUUCCCCGAGAUGCAAGCGAUCUUCUUUGCCAAGGGACCAUUGGUCAAGUCAAUCAAGGAGAAAGCUCCAAUGGAAGUGUAUGAAUCGACUGAACCGCCUAUAUUGAAGAGUUUCCCAAAUUUGGAGAUAUUCUCGCUCGUCACGAGGUUGUUAGGGUUAUCACCGUCUUUCGAACCUGCCCACAAUGGCACAGUAGGGUCUUGGGAUAGAUACUUUGGGUCGUAG